This is a messenger RNA of Nicotiana attenuata, 1746 nucleotides long. Its product is annotated as probable 1-acyl-sn-glycerol-3-phosphate acyltransferase 4. The record is from RefSeq and is a predicted model, not a curated record. Gene Ontology annotation, cellular component: endomembrane system. Gene Ontology annotation, molecular function: acyltransferase activity. The transcript has 5 exons. Bases 554 to 1699 code for a protein of 381 amino acids. NCBI's taxonomy places the organism in Eukaryota, Viridiplantae, Streptophyta, Magnoliopsida, Solanales, Solanaceae.
CUGCUCCUUUUAUAAAUAAUGAGUUUCCUUCUUUGAAGGAGUCUUCCCUCCUUGGUAUAUUGCUUCAGGUGCAAAUCUCCCAAGUUUUAUCUUUUUGCACUUUAUUUAUCCAUUUUCGAUGCUCUCCAGUUUCGCUCACCUCUAGACUAGGCUCUCUUCUUUACCAGAAAUGUGUCUCUUUAUUAUGGUGGAUGUGACUCUGGCAAGUAUUUCCUUAAUAUCACCUUAAUAUCACAGGAACUUAUGGAAGUUGAGGAGGAAUCUCUAUUUGAAACUUGUAAAUGCAUUCAUCAUCAUCCCUCAUUUCUCUAUGCUCGGUUCCAAUAUCAGUACCAGAUCCAUCUAUUUGAGGGAGGUCCAAUUCCCUAUUGUUAGAAUUUCCUUUCUAAUAUAUGAGCUUCAGGAGUUGUAGACCUCCAUUUUUAUGGGAGCUCCGCCAAAUUAUGUCCUAUAUAACCAGGGAGAGUAAAGUUACUGAUAUUGCAUGUAAGAACUUUUAGCUGGCUCAUAUCAUCAGCUCUGUUAGACAAUCGCCUUGAGCACAGAAGAUAGGAUGAAACUUAGCCAGGCUCUUGCCUCUGACGAAAAAGCAAAACAUUUUCCUUUAACGCCUUUCAGAAUCCUCAGGGGUGUGAUAUGUUUAACGAUUCUUCUUUCAACCGCAUUCAUUUGCUUAAUUUAUUUCGCACCAGUAGCAGCUCUUCUCUUGCGCUUCUUCAGCACACAUUAUAGUAGGAAAGUAGUGUCAUUCCUCUUUGGUCUUUGGCUUGGAUUGUGGCCGUUCUUGUUUGAAAAGAUAAAUGAAACCAGAGUGGUCUUUUCUGGAGAACAUGUUCCGCCACAAGAACGUGUUCUGCUGAUGGCCAACCACAGAACAGAAGUUGAUUGGAUGUACUUGUGGGAUCUUGCAUUGCGGAAGGGAUGCUUGGGCCACAUCAAAUAUCUACUUAAGAAAAGUUUGAUGAGAUUGCCAGUCUUUGGAUGGGGAUUUCAUGUGCUGGAAUUCAUCCCACUCGAGAGAAAAUUAGAAGUGGAUGAACCAGUUAUAAGACAGAUGGUCUCGACUUUUACCAAUCCUCAGGAUCCACUUUGGCUGACCGUUUUCCCCGAGGGAACUGAUUUCACUGAGCAGAAGUGCAAAAGCAGCCAAGAGUUUGCUAUCAAGAAUGGAUUACCUGUUCUAAAGAAUGUACUGCUUCCAAAGACAAAAGGUUUUUAUGCAUGUUUGGAAAUAUUAAGGAGCUCCUUGGAUGCAGUUUAUGAUGUGACUAUCGCAUAUAAGAAUCAGUGUCCAACUCUAUUGGACAAUGUUUUCGGCGUGGAUCCUUCUCAAGUACACAUUCAUAUCAGACGCAUUCCCAUCGAGGAGAUUCCAGCAUCCGAAAAGGAGGCAUUUGCAUGGUUGAUGGAGACAUUUCAGUUGAAGGAUAAGUUACUCUCUAAUUUUAUUGCAAAUGGUCAUUUCCCUUAUGAAGGAACGGAAGAAGAACUCUCUACAGCAAAAUGCUUGGUCAAUUUUACACUAGUAACUGCUGUUACUGGAAUACUUGCAUUCUUUACAUUUUAUUCAUUCAUCUGGUUCAAAAUAUAUGUAGGUUUAUCUUGUCUAUACCUUGCUUCUGCUGCUUACUUCAAUUAUAGACCACAACCUAUUCUUGGUUGUACUAAUGAAAAGUCUUGGUGCAGAAAAAGUUCAUAGAAUGAAUAAUCAGCACAAGGUAAUAUUGAUGAUGAUUUUGAAUUGCA